This is a messenger RNA of Oncorhynchus mykiss (rainbow trout), 1491 nucleotides long. It is a transcript of the gene m1ip1, whose product is annotated as Mid1-interacting protein 1. Gene Ontology annotation, biological process: regulation of lipid biosynthetic process. The record is from RefSeq and is marked provisional. Gene Ontology annotation, cellular component: cytosol. Lineage: Eukaryota; Metazoa; Chordata; Actinopteri; Salmoniformes; Salmonidae.
ACACUAUAAAGGCCCUAGUCUGUCAGCGCUACAACCGAGGAAGUUUAUACCUUUCUUCCAGGCUGGUGGAGCCUGAGCAAGUACUGGAAUUGUCAUUUUCCAACGCACCAUCAAGAAAACAUUUGCUCAGUGGCAUUUGGCUCCUCAGUCGGCCUUAACAUCAAGAAACACUGCCUUACUCCACCUGUUAACUGCGAACCCAAGUCUACCCUAAACCUCUGCAAUGAUGCAAAUUAGCAGUGACCCAGCCAGCAACAAGAACUCCCUCAUCAAUGUGAUGCACCGCUUCAUUGCUGCAACCAACAACAUGGAUGAAACUAUCAUGGUGCCCAGCCUGUUGAGGGAUGUGCCCCUGGAGGAACAGGAGAGCCAGCAGGUUGAGGUGGUGGAGAACAACAAUGAGCUGUCCUACCCUAACAAGCAGAGGGACAUGUAUGAGCACUACCUCCUCCUCAAGUCCAUAAAGAAUGACAUGGAGUGGGGCCUGCUGAAGAGGGAGAUGAGCGGCGGGGCCAGCUUCCUGGAAAUGGCAGUCAAGCAAGAGGAGCAGCAAUCGAUAACCAGGGGGCUCCCUGUCGACGAGAGCUCAGAUCUGGAGGGCCAGUUCCACUACCACCUCAGGGGACUGUUUGGCGUCCUGUCAAAACUCACAGUGCAAGCAGACCACCUCACCAACCGCUACAAGAGGGAAAUCGGAGGUGCUAACUUCAUGAGAUAGGGUCCCAUCUGCCUGAACCUGGUCUGCGUGACUCAAACCGUGGUGUCAUGGAAGACCUCUUGCCCCUAGUGCAACAGGGUGGUGGACUGACCAGCGCAACUACCUUAUGAUUUCUUUGACUCCUGUCUUGAGUAGUAACAAUCCACCCCCACUCUGUCACUUGCUUCCCAAGCCUCCACUAAUCAUAAAUGUAUACCAAUCUGACACUUGCAUAUGUUCCUGACUGUAAGGUCAUAUCUGAUUCUGUAAACAGUUGAUUGUAAGUUCAUCAGGUUGACAUUUUACGAUUAUUGGCUGUUAGAGUUUUCUGAUAUUGUAUUUGGAGUCUAGUUGACACAUGGCUCUGGUAGAUGUACAAACUUCCCAUAGUCUUCAUUUCAAAUCCAAACAUUAAUUUGUGGAUUCACAUGUAUGUCAGUGGAAUUGGAUGUCUUUAACUGUCUCGCAAGGUUUGACUAGGAGUAUUUGGAAUGCUGGUUGUUCUGUCCCUCCUUAAAAUGUAAAGGACACUUGUUUAAGCGCCUUUAUUUAAAAUAUAAAGUUUAUUCAUCUUAUUGCUCAUGAUGAAAUGUGGCGUGCCUUGAAUUUUUAUAACUCAAAGUCCUGCUCAGAUGCCCCCUACUGUUUGGUACACUUUGUUUGAAUGGCAACCUACUUUUCUUUGUCAGACUUCUGUAACACCACUUAAUUGUUAUGUAUUGUCCUUGGAUAUUUCAAUUUUUAUAUUGGGCAGCAAUGCAGUACAACUAUAAAAUAAUAAACUUCACCUGUUC